Molecule: messenger RNA, 549 nt
Organism: Mesorhabditis belari
Lineage: Eukaryota; Metazoa; Nematoda; Chromadorea; Rhabditida; Rhabditidae
Source: the annotation of a GenBank genome assembly
AUGUGCGACUACGACAAAUUCAAGGAGCAACUACGACACGUCGACAAUCCGGUCGUCUUCUUGGAAAUCACCGCCGGAGGAGCGCCAAUUGGAACCAUUGUGCUUGAACUCUAUGCUGACGUGUGCCCGAAAUCAGCCGAGAAUUUUCGUCAACUUUGCACCGGAGAAUAUCGAAAGGAUGGAGUGCCACAAGGCUACAAGAAUUCGCAAUUUCAUCGUGUCAUCAAGGAUUUCAUGAUUCAAGGGGGCGAUUUCGUUAAUGGUGAUGGAACGGGUCUCAUCAGCAUCUACGGAGCGAAAUUCAAAGAUGAAAAUUUUGAAUUGCAACACACUGGACCCGGGAUUUUAUCGAUGGCAAAUUGUGGGCCGGACACGAAUGGUUGUCAAUUCUUCAUAACGUGCGCCAAGACUGAUUUUCUUGAUCAAAAGCACGUCGUUUUUGGCCGAGUACUUGAGGGUUUGCUGACGGUGAGAAAGAUCGAAAAUGUGCCCACCGGAGCCAACAAUAAACCAAAGCUCCCAAUCGUCAUCACUCAAUGCGGACAAUUA